AUGGCAUCGAACUCGAUUUGUCGUACCCUUCGAAACACUCGGGGAUAUGCCACUGCAGCUUCCAAAUCGCCACCGGUUCAACUUCAGGGACUCUCGGGAAAGUAUGCAUCAGCCCUUUACACCGCAACCGUGAAGAAAGAUGCAAAGCUUUUAAGCACCGUUGAGAAAGAUGUCACAUCAGUCCAGAAAAUCCUCUCUGGUGCAGGUGGUGCUUCGAUCAAAGAGUUUCUUCAAAACCCUACCCUCCAAUCUGCAGAGCGAAAGAAGGGGAUUUCGACCAUGUUGAGCAAACUUCCCAGCGCACCAAAUGAGAUGACACAAAACCUUUUGAGUGUCUUGGCCGAAAACGGUCGUUUAUACGAAACUGAAAAAGUCAUCGAAGAUUUUCUCACUCUUAUGAGUGCUCAUCGUGGUGAAAUCACUAUCACUAUCACCUCUGCUCAACCUCUUGAUUCGGCUCUUCAAAGCCGACUUGAGGCUAGCCUCAAGAAGAGUGCAACCGCUCAGGGCAAGACGGUCAAGAUUAAGAACAACGUGAAUGCUAGCGUUAUGGGUGGUUUGGUUGUUGACUUUGGAGACAAGACUAUUGAUCUAAGUGUCUCUAGCCGUGUUAAUAAAUUGAAUGGCCUACUCUCUGAGUCCAUUUAAGCAACAAAUUAUAAAUCUUAGCUGGUUCGGUAAAUGCUCUUUAUUAUAAAAAACAUCACUUCGUCAAUGUAGCAAAUCAUCGCGUUGGCGUUCCGACAAAGGGAACCAUGUAGUAACCAUUACCUACAAAACCAAAUUAGAAAUAUAGUGCCUGGUGAUUUUGUUUGACAAAAAGUC
Molecule: messenger RNA, 825 nt
Organism: Melampsora larici-populina 98AG31
Lineage: Eukaryota; Fungi; Basidiomycota; Pucciniomycetes; Pucciniales; Melampsoraceae
Exons: 6
Coding region: 1-648 (215 amino acids)
Biological process (GO): proton motive force-driven mitochondrial ATP synthesis
Molecular function (GO): proton-transporting ATP synthase activity, rotational mechanism
Source: RefSeq, a predicted model, not a curated record